UGGACGAAUCGUCACCGGGGGGGAGGAGUCCAUCCUGCAGCAGCCUUAAAAGCCUAAAGCCUAAUCACGGAGAAAUGAAAACACACCCAAAAGAUAGAAACGCGCUACGACUCAAAGUGAAGGUCACACACUUGUUUUUUUCCCUGCGAGGGACAACUAGAGGACUGGGGCUUUUCUUCCGUUAUUUGGUCUUGGUUAACGGUCAUUGUAGCUGUUGACACAUAGCCUACCCACAUAGACACAAACCUACAGCCAACUCGACGAAUUUCACUCUCUAUACGGGCAUUCCCCCCCCCCCCGCAUUUCAAAGGACGGUAAACAAACGAGACACAGCUGGAGAAAAUGCCGUUAUCAAUUAACGGCGUACUCUGCACUCUGACGGUGCUGAUUCUGUGGCAGGCGGAGGAGCUCGUUGAAGCCUGCAGCUGUGCCCCCGUGCACCCACAACAGGCGUUCUGUAACGCGGACGUAGUGAUCCGAGCGAAGGUGGUGGGGGAGAAGGAGAUAGAUACUGGGAAUGAUAUCUAUGGUAACCCCAUCACCAGGAUGCAGUAUGACAUCAAACAGAUCAAGAUGUAUAAGGGUCCUGACCAGGACAUUGAGGAGAUCUUCACUGCUCCGGUCUCCGCUGUGUGUGGCGUUACCUUCGAUACCAGUGGCAAGAAGGAGUACCUGAUCUCAGGCAAGGUGGAGGCAGGUGGGAAGAUGCAUGUGACCCUGUGUGACUACAUCACUCCCUGGGAGUCUAUGAGCCCCACUCAGAAGAAGAGUCUGACUCAGCGCUAUCAGAUGGGCUGUGACUGCAAGAUUGUGCGCUGCCCCUCCCUGCCCUGUGCCAUCUCUGCUCCAGAGGAGUGUCUGUGGACAGACCUGAUGAUGGAGAAGCAGGUGUACGGUCGCCAAGCCAACCACUAUGCCUGCGUUAAGAGGGCCGACGGCUCCUGUUCCUGGUACCGCGGUAAUGCUCCACCCAAGAAGGAGUUCCUGGACAUCGAGGACCCCUAGUCACUUCCUUCCAGCUGCCCACUGCAAAGCCUGAUUUUGUUUUUAUUUUUAAAGAUAAAUGCAUCUAAACAAUUUGGUGAAAUAUUAGAAGAAAACAAGUUUUGUGUGAAAGGGCAAGAUUAAUAUGAUACACAUAAAAUAUAAAGAGGCAAAGCUGAUUGAUUUGAGUGAGAUCAGUGAAAUUGUUUACUGGUUCAAAAACAACUCCUAGCUACUAUCCCCUUCUGUCUGCAGAUCUAAAGGGACCUGAUGUAUUCAUAGUAUGGUGAUGGCUUUCACAGGAGGUUGGUGACACCAUAAUUGGGGAGGACUGGCUCGUUGUAAUGGCUGGAACGGAAUAAAUGAUACCAUUCCAUUGACUCCAUUCCAGACAUGAGCUGACCUCCCCUCUGCAUCCUCCUGGGUAAUCGAUCCACAUAGCUCUCUGAAUGUUCAUUUUGUCAAAUUGCUUACACAUACUUGGUUCCUUCAGGUCAUCAAACAGAAGGUUUAGAGGCUAGGGGAAGGAUCCAGACUGGCUCAGGGUGUUUGUAGCGAUUUAGGGUCAUGAGACUGACUUGUCGAGUGAUUUUCACAUCCCCCUGAGGCUGGCGUCAGGAGGACUGAUUCUUUAAACUAUGGGUGUCUCAAAUGGCACCCUAUUCCCUAUAGAGUGCACUACUAUUUUGUUUUUGACCAGCGCCCAGGUAGUGCACUCUCUAGGGAAUAGGGUGCCAUUUUGGACAGAGUCCUGAAAGAGAGGUGCACUUGAUUUAAUUCCUUUUGUGCACCUUCUGGGCAGAGAACUUACCUCUUGACCAACUGUAUGGAAUGGCUGCCCCCACCUGUUGGGUUGGUGUCUAAAUCAAGUGUAAUUCUUUGCCCCUAAACUCCUACCUCUCAAACUACCCAGGUAUGAACAACCCCAUAUCUAUUCAAUGAUGGCUAGACAAUGUUUCAUUUGGUUUGAUUCAAGUCCUAUUCCAAGUCGCCUUUUUGUUUUUUGUUUUCUCUCUCUAGUUAAAUGCUAUUUGAUGUUGCUUCUCAUGCCCAUGUUAUCACCAAUCAGAUUAAUGGUGAGGCGGGACUUCCCAGAUUAUUGUAAUUGACAUUUGGAAAGAAAAUAGUUUAGUUUUUAUAAGUUGCGUUCAUCAACUCUUAAGCAUCCCAGUCAGAGACAGAUCUGUGAAUAACAUUUUAAAACCUUCUAGAAUGCGUGUCUCACCAGCCCAGUCUAUGGUGUAUGUGAGAUGAUGGUAUCACAUUUUACCCCUGCCAUUCCCCACUCUCCAUAACCCUCACCCCUAUGCCACCCUCCCCUCGACAGUCCUUCUAGACUCAACACCCACAUCUGUCUCCACCCACUACCCCUUCUCUCCCUUGAUGGCUAUACAGCAGUGGAGGCUGGUGGUAGGCGCUAUAGGCUCAUUGUAAUGGCUGGACUGGAAUUAAUGGAACGGAGUUGAAUGUGGCUUCCACGUGUUUGACUCCAUUCCAGUCGUUACAAUAAGCCUUUUCUCCUACAGCUGCUCCCACCAGCCUCCACUGCUGUAUGGUACCUAUGCGUAACUCCUCCCACAGCCUCCAAUGAGGCAUCUACUUUUGUGUUUUUAUAAUUAUUACUGUCAUUAGAACUCAAUUUUAUACUUUUUUUGAAGAGGAAUUCCAGUAGAGGUAGAACAGUGUGAUUCUCUGUAGUGUUCGUCAUAUAGUACCCCAGACAGGAAGAUGUGUAUCCCAAAUGGCACCCUAUUCCAUUAUAGUGCACUAUAUGGGUCUUGGUCAAAAGUAGCACACUGCAUAGGAAAUAGGGUACCUUACAGGACACGACCAGACAGCCGCGUUCCAGGCAGUCUUAACUGCAGUCCGUUGCGGUGUACAAAUGUUCAGAUCUUACAUUGCGGCAGGUAGCCUAGUGGUUAGAGCGUUGGACUAGUAACCGAAGGGUUGCAAGAUCAAAUCCCCAAUGCCUGGUGAAGUGUUUAACUUCUCAGGAAACCACGUCCAAUAGGAUAUAGUGUCUUAGAUGGACACAGACUCCUAACAUCUCAAAAUAAUGCUAUAUAUUCAUUUGGAUUUAAAGUAUCAGAAGCAUAAUUGUACGAGUGGGCUGUUUUCCAUUUUGUUUACAUAUAGAUUUUCUCCCUAUUGAGUCUCUUUAAAAAAAGAAUAAUGAAGUGGUGAAUGUCUUUCGCUGGGAGCACGUGAGAGAAUUUCACUCCUAGCCACCUACUUGCAAGGAAGGCACUUGCAUAGAUCUAAAGAAGCUUGGCUUGAUAUAAACAGACUUGUCUUUUAGACGUAUCUUUUCAAUGCCUUGGUAAUACCAUAUUUCUUCUACCUUAUCCAAUGCUUUCUGAUGUACACAUUGUAUGGAGGGGGGAUAAAGGGGUUGAGUUUGAGUACAUCCAGACUAUGCAUGUUUAAUCCUUUGUGGACGUUCAGUUGCUGGACAAAAAUAUACGACAGUAUUAUCAAAUAAAACCAAACUUUUUGAAAUAA
Messenger RNA from Oncorhynchus keta (chum salmon), 3486 nucleotides. RefSeq names its product metalloproteinase inhibitor 2-like. Gene Ontology annotation, biological process: negative regulation of membrane protein ectodomain proteolysis; negative regulation of endopeptidase activity. The record is from RefSeq and is a predicted model, not a curated record. Gene Ontology annotation, molecular function: metalloendopeptidase inhibitor activity; protease binding. Gene Ontology annotation, cellular component: extracellular matrix. The transcript has 5 exons. Lineage: Eukaryota; Metazoa; Chordata; Actinopteri; Salmoniformes; Salmonidae. Bases 343 to 1005 code for a protein of 220 amino acids.